GCUCAUAAGAUGCAUGGACUCAUUGCAUAUAUAGUAUUGAUCAUGCAAAGAGAAACAGAUACAUUGGCACUUGCUAGAGUGAUUGGGGAUGUUUUGGAUCCCUUUACAAGGUCUAUUAAUCUAAGAGUUGCUUAUAACAAUAGGGAGAUUAGAAAUGGUUGUGAUUUGAGGCCUUCUAUGGUGAUCAACCAACCUAAAGUUGAAGUUGGAGGGGAUGAUUUUCGAACUUUUUACAUUCUGGUUAUGGUGGAUCCUGAUGCUCCAACUCCAAGCAACCCAUACCACAAGGAGUAUUUGCACUGGUUGGUCACUGAUAUCCCAGCAACCACAGGAGUAACCUUUGGCAAUGAAUUGGUGUCUUAUGAAUGCCCAAGACCUACAAUGGGAAUACAUCGACUUGUUUUUAUUUUAUUUCGUCAAUUACAUCGAGAAAUUGUUUAUGCUCCUCAAAAUCGCCACAAUUUCGAUACAAGGAAUUUUGCACGACUCUAUAAUCUUGGAUCGCCAGUAAAUGCUGUUUAUUACAAUUGUCAGAGAGAAAAUGGUACUGGUGGCCGUCGAAUAUUGUAAUCUUGAUUAGAAAUAUUAUUCUCAGUUAGAGAAUUAUUGGACAUACAACUUUCAACGUUUUUAAGGAGUCCGAGCAACUUGUUAAUUAUCCAAGAAAAAACUAUAAAGUCUUUAGUAGUCAUCAUAACCAAAAGCCAUUUGACUCUAAGAAGAGGACCAUCAGCCAGCGGAUAAGAAAGAUUUGUAUUGAAAUGUACUCAUCGUCUCAUUUAUAUGGUGUAUUUUGAUUCGGUGCAGAUAUUUUAAAGAUUUGUAAUAUAAAAUAAGCUAUCAAUAUUUCUGUAUGU
Capsicum annuum is the source of this 857-nucleotide messenger RNA. RefSeq names its product protein FLOWERING LOCUS T. Lineage: Eukaryota; Viridiplantae; Streptophyta; Magnoliopsida; Solanales; Solanaceae. The transcript is spliced from 4 exons. The record is from RefSeq and is a predicted model, not a curated record. Bases 10 to 570 code for a protein of 186 amino acids.